AUGAUUCAGCGUAUCGACCGCCACAUAUUGACGGUUGCUUUUUCACCGAUACAGGCCCGUCUCUGCGAGAAAGUCAUGCUCCUGGGCAAAGACAGCAUGAAGAAAGUCGCUGGAGAAAAGGAGACGGCCGAGGACGGCUACUUGCGAAGUUUUGCAAGAUCCAUUGCCCCUGGAGCCUCGCCUGGUCCAGGAUUGGAUUCAUUCAGCAUGGCAGCAGUCAAAGACUUCGCAGCCGCCUUCGAUCGACUGGCGGCGAGUGGCCCAACUACAGUCAAGCUGCAUGAAUGGCUUCGCCAUGAAUGGCUUCGCCAUGAAUGGCUUCGCCAUGAAUGGCUUCGCCACGAAAUAUUCGCUUCAACAAUGGAGGCAACCUAUGGACCUCACAACCCGUUUCGACACGAAAGGAAUGAAAAGGCAUGGUUUGAACUUGAAUCUGGCAUCUUGACACUCUUGUUGGAUCUGUUUCCAACCAUCUUUGCCAGACGAAGUCUGAAGGCAUGCCAUGCUCUGGUCGCAGAAUUCCAUCAAUAUUUCAAUGGCAACGGACACCUUGAUGGUUCCCUACUUGUGCAACUACGAAAUAAACACAAUGCGGCUUUCGGUCUUGAUACCAAUGAGAGAGCGCACGUCGAAAUCGGACAGGUCACAGGUGCCAUUGUGAAUACUGCGCCUACGGCUUUCUGGAUGGUUUGGCAAGUCCUUGCUGAUCCCGUCGUCUUGGAGGACUGCCGCCGGGAGGCAAAGCAGCUGGUGAGAAGCGAUUCUGAUGGUGCCCAUACCAUUGACCUCGCAGACGUCAUGACGGCUUGUCCCAUUCUUGUGUCGACAUGGCAAGAGGUCUUGCGGUUCCACGGAAUCACCAUAGCUGCACGUGUGGUUAAGGAGGACACGCUGAUAGACGACCAGUACCUACUCAAGAAAGGUGGCCUUGUCAUGAUGCCAAACGCUGUGAUCCACAGUGACCCAUCCCUGUGGGGGCCGACUGUUGGUCAGUUCAACCACAAACGGUUCCUCAAAGGUGCAAAGGACGCAGAGCCCCGGUAUUCGGCAGCCGCUUUUCGAGGCUUUGGCGGAGGUCAUGUAUCAUGCCCUGGUCGUCACUUUGCCAGCACGGAGGUCCUGGCAUUGUUGGCGUUACUUGUACGAUUCGAUGUACAUCCGGUUGAGGGAGAAUGGGUCCAGCCGGAGAAGGACAGCGUCAUGGACAGGGCAUGUCCGCUUCCGAAAUGUGAUGUGCUAGUUGAACUUGUUCCAAAGGGCAGCCAGAACUGGCGCGUCAAUUUUUCUGGUCGCCGGGAGGGCAUCAACAUUGUGGCCGAGGAUCUUCGAGAAAACGACAGUUACACAGGACGAAAAGCAACAAAUGAUAGAUUGGGCUCAGAAACAUGA
Messenger RNA from Diaporthe citri, 1389 nucleotides. RefSeq lists its product as uncharacterized. Gene Ontology annotation, molecular function: monooxygenase activity; heme binding; oxidoreductase activity, acting on paired donors, with incorporation or reduction of molecular oxygen. The record is from RefSeq and is a predicted model, not a curated record. Lineage: Eukaryota; Fungi; Ascomycota; Sordariomycetes; Diaporthales; Diaporthaceae. Bases 1 to 1389 code for a protein of 462 amino acids. The transcript has a single exon.